CAACAACAACAACAACAACAACAACAACAACAACAACAACAACAACAACAACAACAACAACAACAACAACAACAACAGCGUGCCGACAUGGCGAUGAUGAUGCUGCUUGGACGUGACGAGCUGUCCAUGAUCCCGCGAUCGGCGCCAUCGUCGUCCUCUGUGUGUGAGAGCGCGGUGUCGACCGAUGCAGAGAGUGUUGGCUUCACCACCCGGAAUCGUGGCGGUGACAAUGGCGGUGACAAUGGCGGUGAUGGUGCUCGUGAUGAUGCGAAGCAGAACCACCCCACCACAGCCACCACAGGCAACCACAAUGAAAACACCCACACCCACACCAACACUGACACCAACACUCACACAAGCAGUAGCGGUAGAGCACAUGGCAAUGACGCCAGCACAGCUGCGAGUGCGAGCAGGGUGCUGCGGCUGUUGAAGACAUCAUCGGGUGUUGAAGCACCAGCGGCAACAGACUCCCUGCCCGUGCUCGGGGUCAACGGACACACGCGCCCAAACAGCCGCGAUGGUGACGAAGAUGAUGAUGGCGGUGAUGGUGAUGGCUUUGACGAUGGCACUGGUGUCGAUGCGCGCGACCGCCGCCGCACGUGGAGCCGUCAUCCAACGGCGCAGAAACACCGAUCCGAGGAACCAAAACCCGCGCAGGGGUGGGCGUCGCGCCGCGCUGCGAGUGAUCCGCAGAUGCUGGAGCGCUCCCCGAAGAAGAAAUUGAAGCGCAAGAAGACCGGAUGGGACCGCGUCAAGAGUUUGCGCAGUCUCAGCUCCUGUCUCGGUGUCCUCAUCUUCAAGGACAACCCCGUGAUCAGUUUCGUGUCGCGCCAACUGCACAAGUACCUCCUCAACGUCGAAGACGAAAUCGAGGAGGCGACGGGUACGACAAAACUUGGCGCAGUGCUGUUUGCAGACGCAUCAGGAUUCACUGCAAUGACACAGCGCCUCGCAAAGAAGCCGAACGGGGCCGAGGAGCUGAGCCGCAUCAUCAACAACUUCUUCUCGCGUCUCCUCAAGGUCGUCGAUGCGUUCGGCGGCGACGUCGUCAAGUUCUCUGGCGAUGCGCUGUCGAUCGUGUGGUUCGUGGACGAGGAGGAGAGUGCCCGCACAGAGGGUUACGUCGCCCCCUCGCUCGCCGUCGCAACAAUGCGCGCAUGCGCCUGCGCACACGAACUCCAUCAGAAGCUCGACCAGUACCUGGCGAUCAAGGCGACGGCAACCGAGCCAGGUGUGCGGUUGCGGCUGCACAUGGGCAUCGGCGCGGGCCGGCUCACGUCCGUCCACGUCGGUGGCAUCUUCAAGCGCUGGGAGUACAUCUUGGCUGGUCCGCCCAUGACUCAGAUUGCCAUUGCGGAACCGCUCGCAAAACCGGGCGAGACAGUCAUCUCUCCAGAGGCCGCAGAAAUUGCCGGAAAAAUCAUCCAGGGCAAGACGACGAUUGGCGCCCUCGCUGACCGCGGGGAGCGUGAGCCGCCAAAGGACCCUGCCCACCGCGCAUUUAUCCGCAUCGACGCCGUGCGCCACAUUGACAUUCCAAAGGACUACUCCUAUCGCCUCCCCGUCAACGAGCAAGUCAAUAGACUCAUGCGCAGGUACAUCCCGAAAGCGGUGCUGCAGUGUCUGGACGAGAACCAGCCGCCGCAGUCUGAGAUGCGCAAUGUGUCUGUCAUCUUCGUCAACAUCCACGGGCUGAAGCUCGAGGUGCCCGCUCCGUCCGGCGACGCCACUGCGCCGAGCCACGACCACCUCGUCAGCAAGGUGAUCAAGAAUUCUCAGACGCUGAUGCUUGAGAUCCAGCGAAAUGUGUACACGUGGGAAGGAAGCAUCAACAAGCUCAUGGUCGACGACAAGGGCCUGCUGGUGCUGUGUGCAAUGGGAUUGCCGCCCAUGCCGCACUUUGACGAUCCCGUGCGCGCGGUGGAGGCCGCCGUCGACCUCCGAGACAACAUUGCACUGCUGUCGGAGAAGGUUGGCGUGCCCAUCCACGCUACCAUCGGCGUUAGCACUGGCAGGGCGUUUUGCGGCGUCGUCGGCUCAAAGCUCAGGCGCGAAUACACGUUGAUGGGUGAUGUGGUGAACUUGGCUGCCCGCCUCAUGUGCACCACCCAAGAGUCUGCUGUUGUGGUUGAUCCCGUGACGCAUCGGCGGUGCGAAGAGAUUUUGCCCGAUCGCUUCGACUUCAAACCGAUUGAGGAGUUGAGACUCAAGGGCAUGGAGCAGCCCAUCACGGCGUACUUUGCAGACCGCUCGCACAAGGCGUCGGCACGCACGGAGGCCGUCGUGAGCGACAUCAGCGGGCGUGAGAACGAACGGGAGCGGCUGGGAGACAUGGUGCACCGUCUGAUUGAGCUCAAGGGCGGAACACUCGUGCUCACAGGGACGCGCGGGUCGGGCAAGUCGCAACUGGUCAAGGCGUUGCAGUCGCAGGGGAAGGAGCGCAAAGUGUCGGUGCUGCACGUGACAAAGGGGCAGCGCAGUGCCGGGAACAUCUUCAAACGGCCCGCACCCGAUGACGUGUUUGACGUCACGAAGGAUCUGCCUGUUGUUGUGUUUGGAGCGUGGCAUCCUGUGUUCACGACGCUGCUUGAGAUGGCCGGAGACACUGUCAUUCAGCGCAUCGAGUGGGCAGCCGCGACCGUCAAGAAGAAGAGGUUGGGCCAGUAUCUUGUGCUGUUGCGUCACGUGCUGCCGAAGGAGUACGCACAGCCGCUGUUGGUGCGACACGCAGAUACAGAAGCCACGCAGCAGCAGCAGCUCACGUUCAAGGAGUCCAUUGACGCAAUUCUGGAGAUGAUGUACUUGUGCUUUGUUCGGUUCGCCAAGACCACGCCCACCAUGAUCAUCCUCCACUUGCAGACGGGCACGGCGCUGAAGGUCCACGUUGAUCCAGAGUCGUGGCAGCUCGCAAUGAAACUCAGCGAGCACUGUCUGCGACGGCGGCACGAAUCGCCGCACGGUCCGCCGCUGGUGCUGUGCAUCGUCACGCGUCCGCUCACCAAGAUAGAGGAUCCCAUGAUCAAGAGCAUCUGGAGGAAUGCGUCACUCGAUGACACGUUUAUGGAGUUGAAACCGCUGUCUGAGAUGGCGCGAUUGCGGUACGCGGCGCAGGUGCUGUCACAGCUGUCCAACAAGACGGUGUCGCAGGCCGCCCUGCCGCCCGAGCUUGUCAUCUUCCUGGACGAGCGGGCAGCAGGCAUCCCCAAACACAUCUCGGAGACGCUGCGCGAGUGCAUGAAGAGCGAUGCGCUGGUGACUGGUCCUGCCAUUCGCAUCACAGACAACGGACGCAUCGAGUGCGAUGACCUCCACGAUGUGCGUGUGCCGGACAAGAUCGUCGCCAUUGUCAAUCAGGAGUUUGUGCAGCUCUCACCCUCGCACCAGGCCUUGCUCAAGGCCGUGUGUGUCCACCGGAGUUUCACGGAGGCGAUGGCGCGGACGAUGGUUGAGCUGAGCAGACGCCGGGACCUCAGCUUCGAGUACAAGGGCAACCUCCACGACGACCUGAACGAGCUCGUGAAACUGCACGUGUUGAAGCGGGUGCCUGCAAAUGUGUACACGACGUCUUACUUCCCGCCAGAUCUCUUUUCACAGAACCUGCACUGCUUUGCGUUCUCGAGCAAAGUGAUGCAGCAGGAGGUCUCGCGCCUGAUGAUGGAGCACAUGCACGGCCACCUCAGGAACGAGGUGUCACAACGCAUCUCAACCGUCGUCGGCGCCGUUGUCAAGAUCCAGGCCCUCUUCCGUCGCAUUGUGCGCCGGCGCAAGACGCGUGAGUGCGGCAAGCGCGCGUUUCACGCUGCACUCGUCAUCCAAAAGGCGUUUCGCGAUUAUCUCAUGCGCGUACGGGAGCGGCGACGACGCGAAUCAACAACGCUGCAGCCGCCAAGGUCCGAGCCCGCGUCACGGCGCGCGUCGUACGGAAUCCUGCGCAGUUCGAGCGAGGACGAGCCGCCGUCCCCUGAACGCACAUUCGACGAAGCACCCGCACACGACUUUGUCACCUUCAUCCCAACCGAGAACACAGAAACAAGUUGUAGUGAAAGCCGAUUUGAAAGCUGCAAAAGUUGCGGUGAUGACGGAAAGGGCAUGCACGGCACGAAGAAAUGGGAGAAAGCUGCAAGAGUUGUGGUGAGAUGA
Salpingoeca rosetta is the source of this 4140-nucleotide messenger RNA. RefSeq lists its product as uncharacterized. The transcript has 26 exons. Gene Ontology annotation, cellular component: cytoplasm. Lineage: Eukaryota; Choanoflagellata; Craspedida; Salpingoecidae. Gene Ontology annotation, molecular function: protein binding; adenylate cyclase activity. Bases 88 to 4140 code for a protein of 1350 amino acids. The record is from RefSeq and is a predicted model, not a curated record. Gene Ontology annotation, biological process: cyclic nucleotide biosynthetic process; intracellular signal transduction.